Messenger RNA from Labeo rohita (rohu), 1205 nucleotides. Its product is annotated as merlin-like. Gene Ontology annotation, cellular component: apical part of cell; cytoskeleton; adherens junction. Gene Ontology annotation, biological process: positive regulation of protein localization to early endosome; regulation of organelle assembly; regulation of cell shape. Lineage: Eukaryota; Metazoa; Chordata; Actinopteri; Cypriniformes; Cyprinidae. The transcript is spliced from 11 exons. Gene Ontology annotation, molecular function: actin binding; cell adhesion molecule binding. The record is from RefSeq and is a predicted model, not a curated record. Bases 174 to 1190 code for a protein of 338 amino acids.
AGGUGAAGAAGAGUAUUUUAGAGGAGGAGAUAUACUGUCCACCUGAGGCUUCGGUGCUGUUAGCCUCUUAUGCCGUCCACGCUAAGUAUGGUGAUUACGACCCUAAUGUCCACAAGCCGGGCUUCCUGUCCCAGGAGGAGCUGCUACCAAAGAGAGUUAUUAAUCUGUACCAGAUGACUGCAGAGAUGUGGGAGGAGAGGAUCACGGUCUGCUACGCUGAGCACAGGGGCAGAACCAGAGAUGAAGCUGAGAUGGAGUAUUUAAAAAUAGCUCAGGAUCUGGAGAUGUAUGGGGUCAAUUACUUUUCCAUUAGGAAUAAAAAGGGAACCAGCUUGCUGCUGGGUGUUGACGCUUUAGGCCUCCACAUUUACGACCCAAAUAACAAACUGACGCCCAAAAUCUCUUUUCCCUGGAAUGAGAUCAGAAACAUCUCGUACAGCGAUAAAGAGUUUGCCAUUAAACCCUUGGAUAAGAGGGCAGAUGUCUUCAAAUUCAACUCCUCUAAACUCAGAGUCAAUAAACUGAUUCUUCAGCUGUGCAUCGGGAACCAUGAUCUCUUCAUGAGGAGACGGCGAGUUGAUUCGUUGGAAGUCCAGCAGAUGAAGAUGCAGGCUAGAGAAGAGAAAGCUCGCAAACAGAUGGAGCGGCAGAGGCUGGAGAGGGAGAAACAAUUGCGUGAGGAGGCAGAAAGAGCUCGUGAUGAACUGGAGAGGAGAUUGAUUCAGUUACAGGACGAAGCUCACAUGGCCAAUGAGGCACUGUUACGCUCUGAGGAGACUGCAGAUCUGUUGGCGGAGAAGGCACAAAUCGCUGAGGAGGAGGCCAAGCUGUUGGCUCAGAAAGCGGCCGAGGCUGAACAGGAGAUACAGCGUAUUAAGGUGACAGCUAUUCGCACUGAGGAGGAGAAGAGACUCAUGGAACAGAAGAUGCUAGAGGCUGAGAUGCUUGCACUCAAGAUGGCAGAAGAGUCUGAAAGGAGGGCAAAAGAGGCCGACCAGCUGAAACAAGACCUGCAGGAGGCAAGAGAAUCGGAGCGCAAAGCCAAAAACAAACUACUGGAGAUCACCAGCAAAUCGGCGUACUCGGUAAUCACCCGUCUCUUACCAAAGCGCUCCCCCAUGGCGUUCUCCAACAUCUCCACAGAUGACGUUACAUCAACACUUGUCAUUCUUAAUCAUGCUGGAGUCUGAAUCCAGUCUAAUUUU